CGCCGACGCAAGGUAGCAGAAACUUCUCUGUAAUUCAUCCGGAAUUCAUCGAGUGAUAUUAAACAGUACAUAAGCGGCCAUGGUGACAGUUGGUUGGUCGAUUAGUCGCGGUCGACAUUGACGGUUGACGGACGAGGAGCCAUGCCUACCGCCUCGUAAACACAGCUCGACGUUAGGCAGAGACACGUCACGAGCCACGAACGUGUUAUACCCUCGAUGUUGACGUUUCCUCGGGGUAUGUUGCCGCGAAACCGUGCGAGACAGUAAAAUGUUGUCGUUGCCCCUGGUCGAUCGAGACUAUAUGCUGACAAACAGGUGAAGAUGGAAGAUGACGCUGACCUCAGGGAACAGUUGUUUCACAACACCGUGCGGGAGAAUAUAAUAUUUUUGCUUCUUUUUUUGCUGUUGUACAUCUCGAGUUACGCACUGAUCGCACGCUUCAGACGCCGGGAUCGCGAUGAUUAUCUAUCGGUGGACGAGGAUGAAGCCACCGUAUAUAGGAUCAGUCUCUGGUUGUGCACGGUCGCCCUGGCGGUCUCCAUCGGCGCGACCCUCCUACUUCCGGUGUCUAUCGCCAGCAAUGAAGUGCUCAUUCUCUAUCCGAACAGCUACUAUGUCAAGUGGCUUAACAGUUCCCUCAUUCAAGGUUUAUGGAACCAUGUGUUUUUGUUUUCGAACCUAUCGCUCUUCGUAUUUCUGCCUUUCGCCUAUCUCUUCACGGAGUCAGAGGGUUUCGAAGGCCAUAAGAAGGGCGUGAUGGCAAGAGUAUACGAGACAGCAACAGUUCUCUGUCUUCUGGGCACUCUUGUACUAGGAAUGACUUACGUCCUAUCAUCUCUGUUAGAUGAUCAAAAUUCGAGUUUACACACGUUGCUCAAUUUAUGGAGUUACUAUUUACCUUUUCUGUACUCCUGCGUCUCGUUUGUUGGUGUAGUGAUGUUAUUAUUAUGCACUCCAGUGGGAUUUGUACGACUAUUUGGCGUGGUGGGAUCGUUUCUCGUUAAACCCCAGUUUCUGAAGAACCUGGACGAGGAGUUCUUUGCGUAUAAAUUAGAAGAAGAUUGUAUUCGCAGAAGAUUGCAGCAUGUGAAAGCGACGGGGAAAUCAUACGUAUCACCGGUGCCGAUGUCGUCAUCGGCGAGUUGCACCUCAUCGAUGCAGGAGGAGGAGGAUGAACCUCUAUUAAGAGUGAGUCCGGGUCUUCUGUGUCUGAGGAAUGGUGCUUUGCAAAAGGGUCUCUCUGAACGACUGAACGACAUCCAGAGGCGACGGCAACUGCUGGAUCAACAGCGGAGGACCUGGUGGGUUCGGCGCACGUUGCUUUACCCGGUGGCGAUGUUAGCAUUGCUCGUUUUAUCUACUGCUACGGCUCUACUGGCGGUGCAAAAUACAUUGGAAUUACUGAUAGGAAUCAAAGCACUGCCAUUGAGCACGAGGCAAUUUACGCUCGGCAUUAGCUCUCUGUCUAAGCUCGGACCCAUCGGCGCGACCAUUGAAGUAGCAGUGAUCCUUUACUUAGCCGUGACUAGCGCAGUCGGCUUAUACGCUCUACCGGGUGUAAAAAGAGUUCAACCCAGACUUCGUUCCACACCGCUCACCCAUCUCAUCGCGAACUGUGGCCUCUUGCUCGUGCUCAGUUCGGCGUUACCGCUGUUAUCGCGGAUACUAGGAAUGACAAACUUCGAUUUGCUGGGUGACUUUGGACGCAUCGAGUGGCUCGGUAAUUUCAAACUUGUGCUUCUGUACAACCUGAUCUUCGCCACAGCGGCGAUCGGCUGCCUGGUCACUAAGUUUACCGCGACCGUGCGCAAAGAGAUAUACACUCGUCUGAGAAGCAGCUUGCUAGGUAUUUUCAGAACGAACGUUAUCACCGACGCGAAGAAAAACUUAUCGUCGUCAGGGAUGUUUUCUACAAAGGAAGAUUAGACUGAUUUUAUUAUAUUAUUAAAUAAUUAAUAAGCAUCAGAGAAAGGGAGAAGAGAGAGAGAAAGUACAUCAGGAUCUUGUGAAAGUUCUCCUGGCUUUUAAAUUCUUGCAUGUGUUGCAAAUUACAGAAAACUCUCUGACCUUUCGAAUCAUGAGAGACUUGCUUCUCAAAUUUGGGAAAUUUUGAAUAUACUAAUCCUUUGAUACUCUUCAAUUUUUAGGCUGUCUUAAGGAUUCUUAUAUAUUUAUUAGAAUCUUGAUUACAUCGAGAUUUUCUAUAAUAUUUCGAGAAAGAGAUUCCGAAACUUUUUGUUUCUUUUAAAUUCUUAAAAAAUUUUAAUAUUGUUCAUAAAUAAAGUCUGAUACAUGUACGAGUGUCUGAGAUUGGCUUUUUCAAGAAAUUAAAUUUCGAGAACUCUCCGGGAUCACAUUGAAAUCACUGGUGAAUAAUUCGUCAAUGAUUUCAAUAAAAUUUCUCUUCUUUUUUUAAUCCCCAGACACUCGCAUGCUUCUGUCCUCGUAUUAUCGAAAAUCGAUUAAAAGAGCCAACGCAACUUUCGCGAGAGCCUAAAAAGUUUAUCACGUAAAGCUGAUUAAGCAAACGUUCUCAUUCUGCCUAGUGAUCAUUUGUAAUUAAAAUGCGCGUGGCCAGUUAAGGACAUAACCUGAUAAGGACAACGAGGCGGUCAUAGUAAAGCGCUAAAUAUUUAUUUAUUACACUAAUACUAUUUUUAAGAAUAUAUUUGCUUGGAUCCCCCCUCUGUGACAGGAAAGGAUUCAGCAUCGAGCGUGGCUGUGUUUCUAUAUGUGUAGUUGAAUGAAUUAAUUCACGAUAUAAGAAUUGUGAGAAGAAUACAUACGAUCAAGGAUAUCUAUGCAUGUGUGUGUGUAUAUUUGUGUGUGCACAGAGUGUUAAAAGAAAUUUAUAUCCAGGCAAGAAUCUAUUCUUCACAGGAAGAAUGUUCAUCGAUAAACAUUUAUUUGUCUUUAAACUCAUUUUACAAUCACUAGUUUCAUCACAGAUAGAAGAAAAUAAAUUUUCUAUUUAAAUAUAGUAAA
This is a messenger RNA of Cataglyphis hispanica, 2985 nucleotides long. It is a transcript of the gene lili, whose product is annotated as protein Lilipod. Gene Ontology annotation, biological process: signal transduction. The record is from RefSeq and is a predicted model, not a curated record. The transcript has 9 exons. Bases 322 to 1926 code for a protein of 534 amino acids. Gene Ontology annotation, molecular function: transmembrane signaling receptor activity. Lineage: Eukaryota; Metazoa; Arthropoda; Insecta; Hymenoptera; Formicidae.